Messenger RNA from Zea mays, 1023 nucleotides. RefSeq lists its product as uncharacterized. The record is from RefSeq and is a predicted model, not a curated record. The coding region runs from base 208 to 831 and encodes 207 amino acids. Lineage: Eukaryota; Viridiplantae; Streptophyta; Magnoliopsida; Poales; Poaceae. The transcript is spliced from 2 exons.
GAUUUGCGUCUGGGGUCACCGUUUAAUUCUCUCCGUGCUCACGCCGUUAAAAUCCUGGCGUCGCCGUUGCUUGCUUCACGUGUGCUUCAUCUCCAAUCCAGAAACCCUAGCCGCCGUAGCUUGCGCGUCUUGCUCUGUCUUCCCCAAUCCAGAAACGAGGAACCUAGCCGCCAUCUCUCCUCCUCUCCCGAGAGAUCUCCUCUGCCGAUGGAUGUUCGUCCGAGCCAAUUGGUUUGUGAUGCUGUAGAAGCGGCGCGUGCUGCUGCCGUCGCUGCUUCGGAGGCGAGAUGCGCGGCAGUUAUUGCAGAGAAGGAGGCCAAGGCUGCGGUGGAGUUCGCCGCCGUUGCCGUCAACAAGGUCGAAGCAGUAAAGGUCUCCUCAAAUCUGGAAAAUGUCGAUUUCAAGUAUCAUGUGAACAUUAAGAAUUCGUUGCGAUAUUCCAUUCAAGAAAUGAGGAGGCAAUGUACAAUGUUGCAGUCUGUUAAAAAACUAUGUUCCACAAUCCCAGAAGUUGAAGGUGGCAAGGUAGGAAAGGUUUGCGGCCAUCUGGAACAUGUUUGCAAGAUGCUAGAGAAUACUUCAAUUGUCUGUGAACAAGAUUUGGAAACAAAGAAUCCUACUUGGGACCUUUAUGACAACCCAUCCGUAGAUGAUGAACAUCCUUUAGAUGAUGAUGAAAUUGGUGAUGGCUACAGUACAGAAGAUCCUGAGCUAUGGGAAAUGGUUUUCGAUGACCUGAAGUGGGAAGAGAAUAAAGCUAAUGUUUCAUUUGAAGAGCACUAUCGUGUCAUAAACUACAGGUUCGAAGAGAUCAAUGAUCGUAACAUGUAGUUGUGAGCUCGUGUUUGGUUUGGAUGAAGGUAUUUUGUAUGUAAUGCUCCAAAUGUACUAUGUAGAACCGUUGUUGUCAUGAAACAGUAGUGGAGCAGUAGGCAUUUGUUGGAUGAAGGUAUUAUGUAUGCUACUAUGUCUGUUUUAUGAAGCAGUUCCCAUUUAUGUGUGGUGAAUUCAGUUUUAUUUUGG